Molecule: messenger RNA, 2142 nt
Organism: Ruditapes philippinarum (Manila clam)
Lineage: Eukaryota; Metazoa; Mollusca; Bivalvia; Venerida; Veneridae
Product: serine/threonine-protein phosphatase PGAM5, mitochondrial-like
Exons: 6
Coding region: 1-855 (284 amino acids)
Biological process (GO): positive regulation of mitochondrial fission
Cellular component (GO): mitochondrion
Source: RefSeq, a predicted model, not a curated record
AUGAAGAGGCUCCUACAAAAGAUUUAUCAUUGUUCAAAAGUUUACGGGUUUACAGCUGCAGGGGCAGUUGCUAUUGUUGGCAUUGUGAUCUAUGAAAGAAGCAGAAACAAUCCAGUAUUUUCAUCAUGGACAACAAACCAUGACCCGAGCGUAAAAUGGGAUUACAAUUGGGAUAAACGAGAGCCGGAAAGUGUAAUAAAGCCUCCAAAAGAGACAGCGACUGAUGAUGAAAAACUCCAGUACAAGGAGAAGCUUAAAAAGGUUCCCACAGCAACCAGACAUAUCAUAUUGAUUAGACAUGGCCAGUAUUAUGACAGGGAAAGUUUAGAUAUCAACAGGAAAUUAACAGAUCUAGGCCGGGAACAAGCGCAACUUACUGGUGCAAGAUUAGUUGACAUGAAUUACCCAUGGUCCAAAUUAAUUUGUUCAACAAUGACCCGUGCACAAGAAACAGCUGACAUAAUUCAUAAACAGCUUCCAGAUCUUCCUAGAGAAGAGUGUGAUUUACUAAGAGAAGGUGCUCCUAUACCUCCAGAACCACCCUCAGGUAACUGGAGACCAGAAAAACAGCAGUUUUAUAAAGAUGGUGCUAGGAUUGAGGCAGCGUUCAGGAAAUACUUUCAUCGAGCUGACCCUGAACAAACCAAUGACAGUUACGAGAUCGUGGUGUGUCAUGCAAAUGUGAUAAGAUACUUUGUAUGCAGAGCGUUACAAUUCCCUCCAGAAGGCUGGCUACGUAUAAGUCUUAACCAUGCAAGUAUAACAUGGCUGUAUAUAAGACCAAAUGGUAGAGUAGGCCUUCGUACCCUUGGAGAGGCGGGAUUCAUGCCAGUGAACAAAGUUUCUGUAUUAUGAUCAAAGCUUACCGGUAGGGCUAUAUUUUCAAGGUAAGGUUGUUUCAAGGGAUGGACCACUUCACAGGGAAACUGUUGUUUACGAGUCAAGCUGUUGUAUCUACGUUGUUAAUCUAUGGGCUUUGACUUCUGAACUUUAAAUAUUUAAUAUGGAUCUCUAUUUGUUAUAGUCAUUUGGUAAUGACUGGAAUUAAAAUUUUAAAAAAUAAAGUUAGGUUUAUACAAAUAUAUUUUCUUCACAACAUGAAAUGGUGGGAUAUUUAUCAUAAAAAGUGUUGAUUUGAAAAAAUACGACUAAAACUGGCAAAUAUAGGUAGGAGGCAAAAUUCUUAGCAGUGACAAAGUAAGAAAAAUAUGUUUUGUAAACUCAUUUGAUAAUAAUAAAAAAUUUACAUCAGUGAAAUUUUUUCAUUUAUUUGUUGUGUAUUUUUCAAAUGAAUAUUUUUUUUGUGAAUGAUAAAGGGUGCUUUUCUCCUGCAGGAAAUGUUGGGUGUAAAAUACGAGGGAUGUGCAAACAUUUUUUUCUCUCUUUAAAACCUAAGUGUUUGAUUUUUCAUUUUGUAUAAAAAUAACACAAGACGGAUAAUUGUGAGCAUGUAAUAAUUUGAAGCUAAAAAUAUUUUGAAUCUCUUUCUUGUUGCAAUAGUGAAAGCAUUUGGACUCGUACUGCAUAAAAUACAUUAGUCAUUAACGUAUAUUUCAUGGGACACCUUUAAUCAAAAUGUUUGACCAUGUUUUAAAGCAGUAUGCCUCCAGAUGAGCGAGAAUAUUUCAAUAAAUUCAAACUUGAGAAAAAUGUACAGAGAUUUUAGGAAAAGUAGAAAGAUUAAAGUAAUAAUUUAAAUGUUAUGAGCAAUUAAUGGUUAAUUUUUCAAUAUAAGUAGCUACCGGUAUAUUGCUUCUGCUUACUAACACAGUAAGGGCAAUUUUUGCAUAUUUUGACUUUUUUGUAAUUAAUGUGGGUUGCAAGUGCCAUUGAUAAUGUGAAAAUUACUUCCUUUUGGUUACUUUACAACAUUAUACUUUUAAUAACAUUUUCAUAUUUUUCAUUAAAAUAAGCAUUAAUCUGGAGGCGUGCUGCUUAAAGGGAGAUAAUGUUCUCAUUUUAUCAUCAUAAAGUAAUGAAAGAAAAUUGUUCAAGAAAUUUUAUACAUAAUUAUGAUGAUUGACUAAGGCAUAAUUGUCUAUUGAAAAUAGCGCAACAUUUUAUCAUUCAUGCAAGAAAAUGUAUUUUAUAUAUAAAAGACAAUCUGUUAUCAUGGGAAAUAAAUAUACAUUUCGUAAGAAA